Hirundo rustica (Barn swallow) is the source of this 1239-nucleotide messenger RNA. Its product is annotated as putative mitochondrial transporter UCP3. The coding region runs from base 79 to 1080 and encodes 333 amino acids. Gene Ontology annotation, cellular component: mitochondrial membrane. Gene Ontology annotation, molecular function: oxidative phosphorylation uncoupler activity. The record is from RefSeq and is a predicted model, not a curated record. The transcript has 7 exons. Lineage: Eukaryota; Metazoa; Chordata; Aves; Passeriformes; Hirundinidae. Gene Ontology annotation, biological process: adaptive thermogenesis; mitochondrial transmembrane transport; mitochondrial transport.
GGAGACAGCUCCAGGGCACUGCCUGUGCAAGGCAGGAACUGGGACACUGUGCCGAGGUCCCUACGCCCCUCUGCCACCAUGGUGGGUCUGAAGCCCCCCGAGGUGCCCCCGACGGCCGCCAUGAAGUUCGUCAGCGCAGGGCUGGCCGGCUGCAUCGCUGACCUGUGCACCUUUCCCCUGGACACUGCCAAAGUGCGGCUGCAGAUCCAGGGCGAGGUGAGGAUCCCCCGGACCACCAGCUCUGUGGAGUACCGGGGUGUUUUGGGGACGCUGAGCACCAUGGUGAGGACGGAGGGAGCCCGCAGCCUCUACAGUGGGCUGGCAGCCGGGCUGCAGCGCCAGAUGAGCUUCGCCUCCAUCCGCAUCGGGCUGUACGACUCCGUGAAGCAGCUCUACAGCCCCAAGGGUGCUGAGAGCCAGCGGAGCCCUGUCAGACGGCGCCCGCCGGUACAGCGGCACCGUGGAUGCCUAUCGCACCAUCGCCAGGGAGGAGGGGAUCCGCGGGCUCUGGAGAGGGACGCUGCCCAACAUCGCCCGCAACGCCAUCAUCAACUGCGGGGAGCUCGUCACCUACGAUCUCCUCAAGGACGCGCUGCUGCGGACACAGCUCAUGACAGACAACGUCCCGUGCCACUUCGUGGCCGCCUUUGGCGCCGGGUUCUGCGCCACCGUGGUGGCGUCGCCGGUGGACGUGGUGAAGACGCGGUACAUGAACGCCAGCCCCGGGCGGUACCGCAAUGCCCUGAGCUGCCUCCUGGCCCUGCUCAUGCAGGACGGCCCCGCCGGCCUCUACAAGGGCUUCGUCCCGUCCUUCCUGCGGCUGGGCUCCUGGAACGUGGUGAUGUUUGUGUCGUACGAGCAGCUGCAGCGGGCCAUGGUGCUGGCGCGGCCGGCCCUGGCCUGAGCCCCUCGGCUCCUCUCGCCGGCUCGUCGAGGCUCAGCAUCAAUUAUAUUAAUUGCCAAAGCGCCAGGGAGCAGCGACGCCACACGCUCGGGGUGGGGAGCGGAGAGACAGGAGGAGGCACGAUGGUGUUUGAGAAGGAGCAGGGGAGAACGGAGGUUUUUAGAGAAGAGUUUUAAGGGACGAAGGAAAAAAAUGUUUGUUUGCUUUCCAGCUGGGAAGAGCGGCACUUCCCAGGGGCAGUGGUGUGGGCAGGCGGGACCAAGCUGAGGGCCAGGGAAUUCCUAUUAUUCCUUACUGGCGCUUCCAAUAAACCACCCCUAUGGGGUCUGAUCACA